Messenger RNA from Archocentrus centrarchus (flier cichlid), 1702 nucleotides. Its product is annotated as interferon-induced protein 44-like. Gene Ontology annotation, biological process: immune response. The record is from RefSeq and is a predicted model, not a curated record. The transcript is spliced from 8 exons. NCBI's taxonomy places the organism in Eukaryota, Metazoa, Chordata, Actinopteri, Cichliformes, Cichlidae. Bases 110 to 1459 code for a protein of 449 amino acids.
GUCCACAAAGAGCGUCUCACAUCUGUACUGUGCAUCUGCAGUGAACGGGAUCUCUGCUCAUUUUUCCUCAUCUGUCUACAACAGGAGAUCAGAAGACCAAGUGUCCACCAUGAACCCCAGGCUCACCAAAAACCAGCAGAGAACAAUCUGCUCUCAGCUGGGAAGAUUCAGACUGCAGCUGCUGUACAAGGCCAGCAUCCACGGCUUCACCGGUGCAGCAUUUCACCAACGUUGUGACAACCGCUCUCCCACUGUGUCUGUGGGCUACAACAACUCUGGUUAUGUGUUUGGAGGCUACACCAAACAACCUUUUAGUCAGUCUGGACAGUACGUGAAUGAUGAUCAGGCUUUUCUUUUCACAUUCAGUGGUGAAAAACUCCUCAAAUAUCCAGUUACUGGUCCUGGAUAUGCAGUGAGAAUGGUAGCUAACUGUGGUCCUUAUUUUGGAGAAGACUUCGUUCUUGUCAAUGGAAGUCAAGCAGUAGUGUAUAGCAAUCCAGGAAAUUAUUACAACUUCCCUGCUGCACAAAUUCAUGGCAAUAACUUCAGCCUCACUGAGUGUGAAGUCUACCAGGUGGAGGAAACUCGAGAGGCUGAACUCGAGAGGCCGUGGAGGACUGUUAUCUGGGACUUCCAGAAGAGGAAGGAGCUGAUUGAGAGCAUUAAAAGCUACAAACCCACAGUCAGCUCUGUGACCCAGGCUCGGGUUUUACUCAUUGGACCAGUUGGAGCUGGAAAGUCCAGCUUCUUUAACUCUGUCAACUCUGUAUUCAGAGGACACGUCACCAGUCAGGCCAUAUCUGGCUCCUCCACCACCAGCCUCACCACACAGUUUCGCACCUACUCUGUGAAAGAUGGACGUGGAGGGAAACCUCUGCCAUUAAUCUUGUGUGAUACCAUGGGACUGGAGGAAAGCAAAGGGGUGGGGCUUGACAUUGAUGACAUGAGCAGCAUCCUCAAAGGUCACCUGCCAGACUGUUAUCAGUUCAACCCUUCAGCUCCUCUGUAUCCCGAGGCUCACGGCUAUCACAGGUCUCCAGGACUCAAGGACAAGAUCCACUGUGUGGCCUAUGUCAUCGAUGCCUGCAAGAUCUCCAUCAUGCCCAAAGGGCUGGAGGAGAAGCUGGACUCUAUCCGCAGAAAGGUCAACUUAAUGGGUAUUCCUCAGCUGGUCCUUUUCACUAAAGUAGAUGAAGCCUGUCCACUGGUGAAAGAGGAUGUGACAAACAUUUAUAAGAGUGGCUACAUUAAGGACAUGAUGCAGGAGGUCAGCUCUCGGCUCGGUGUGCCGCUGUCCUGUGUUGUUCCUGUGAAGAACUACAGCGAGGAGUUAGAGCUGGACACAAAUUGUGACAUCCUGUUGCUCAGCGCCAUCAUCCAAAUGCUUCGCUUUGUUGAUAAUUACUUUGAUGAGCUCAGUGACCGAAUGAGACACAUGCAAACCAAAGAACAGAUAUAAAAGCCUGAGCCACUGAUGAAAUAUCCCUGAAAAUAUUUAAUUUACCCGCAGGUGAUCCUGCAGAGUGCUAGUUCAGUGUGUUAACAGGUUUAUCUGAAGGAAUUCUCUUCUUAGAAGAAUUUCUGGGAUUACCCAGAAAAUUGGGAAUAUAGGGAGCUAUAACAUUCAGUGUCUUGCUUAAGAAAUUCAGUGCACUGCUCUUUAUUUUUAAAUGUAUUCAGUAGAAGAAAAUUAUGACAUUAA